Homarus americanus (American lobster) is the source of this 4037-nucleotide messenger RNA. It is a transcript of the gene EloB, whose product is annotated as elongin-B-like. The record is from RefSeq and is a predicted model, not a curated record. Gene Ontology annotation, molecular function: protein binding. Gene Ontology annotation, biological process: transcription elongation by RNA polymerase II. The transcript is spliced from 4 exons. Gene Ontology annotation, cellular component: elongin complex; VCB complex. Lineage: Eukaryota; Metazoa; Arthropoda; Malacostraca; Decapoda; Nephropidae. Bases 68 to 421 code for a protein of 117 amino acids.
GAACCAUCGUUAUCGCUGUUCUCUGUUGUUGUCUUGUUUGGUUAUUUACCUCCGUAUAUCAAAAGUCAUGGAUGUGUUUUUAAUGGUACGGAGGAAGAAGACUACAAUCUUCACAGAUGCUAAGGAGACGACAACCGUACGAGAAUUGAAGAAAAUCAUCCAGGGCAUAAUGAAAGUUGAACCAGAAAAUCAGCAACUAAUGAAUGAACGAGGAACAGAAGUGUUUGAUGAUGAAAAGCAACUGAGUGACUAUAACUUGUCAGCUCAGACAGCUAGGGCACAGAGCCCUGCAACUGUUGCACUAGUGUUUAGGCAGGAGAAUGGCGAGUUUGAGUCAUUAGAUAUUACUCCUCUGUCAUCACCUCCAGAGCUACCUGAAGUAAUGAAGCCCCAAGAACCCCAGGCUCAUGAACUCAAUUGAGACUCGCUGUACUACCACAAAAGACAUCACCUUAUUCACCUAGGGCAGCUAAACUUUUAGCAGCUUUAAAAAGUUUUAAAAUGUAGAGAACAAAUGUUAUGAGGUUCAAAUGUAAUUAACACCAUCUAUGUAAAAAUAUGUGAACGCUUAUGAAAAUAUAAAGUUUUUUUAUACAUCCCAUGUGGACUAAUUAUAAUAUGCCUCUUAUAGGAAAGAAUAAAAUUGUCAAUACCAUAUAGCAUAAUUUAUUAUUUCUUCAAAUGCAAAUUUUUUCUCUCACUUUUUGUUAUAUUGCAGCCUAAAGAAAUGCAUUUGAUCUAAAAAUCUGCCAAUGCUCUUUAAUGGUUGUCACAUUUCCAACCCAUUAAGUUUUGUUUAUUUAAUAGAAGGAAUAACCAAAAAAUAAUAAUUCUUCACAUUACUAUAGCUUUUGACCCAUUUAGUCAUAUUUGGAGCAAUAUUUUCUGUUGACCUGGCGAUGAAAAGGUGGUUAUUACUAGCAUAAGAUAACAUUUGGUUUUUCAUGUUGGACAUGAAUAAAUUUAUAAAUUUUAUGGAACACCAGUUGUUUCUAUAGUGUUUAAAAUUUUAAUUUGUGUAUUAGCAAAUUAAAUUCAUUGCUUCAUCACUGCAGAAAACUUGAAUGGUGAGUUUCAGUAAAGGAUGUUUUGGAAUUUUUGUUUUGAGAAUUUUAACUCACCUACUCUGUGUAGUGAAAAAUAGUUUACCUGUCUUGAAUAUUUUCAAGGUGGGGAAAGUAUGGUAAACAUAAGCAGGUCAGUGGAGCCAUAAUUUGGUUUGUAUUGCUGAAUGUAUUUCAUGGUGUUUGGUUGAACUAGUCUCAUUUACAGUAUAUUCAGCAUACUAAAAUUGUGUUUUUGAUUAGGGUUGUGUUUUGUCAGGAAGCUAUCAGUUGAAGACAAUCCCAGUGAAACUAUAUUGUCUAACACAUGCAGGAAUAUUUCGAAAUCAGGGCACCUGUUAUGGCUCAUCUUAUUCUGCCAAACUUGUAUACAAUAUACAGGGUAAGGAAAAUUUAAGACAUUAAGUCUUGUAAAUUCAGGAAACUAAGAAAUUAAGUUGAUUUACAUCAUGAUGCAUAUGUUAUAUAGUUUGGAUAUUUCCACAUUUUUUUAAUUCUUUAUAUAAGAAAAUAUAAGUGAAAUGAUAGUAACAAACAUACUUUAAUAUUCAUACAUUUGAAGUCUUGAAACACUGGCAGAUGCAGUGAUAAAACUAUGAGUUAGAUAAAUCAAUUCUUGAAAGUAAGGUGUGAUGUAGAGCAGUCUUCUUUUAUGGAAACGCCAUUAGGUUACCAAUGGUGUGAUAGAUCAUAAAGGCCGACAAACUGCCUGCCUAGUUUUUUUUUCCCUUUUUUUUUUUUUUUUUUUAGUCAGCUGGAGACGUGUUUGGUACAUACUAUGUUAUGGAUACUAAAUUAUUAGAUAUUGAGAACAUACAAAUUUUCUUUGUUUUAUUUUUUUGAGUAGGUGUUCUAUAUACGGUGCCAUACCUGUUGGUUGCCCCAGCUAUAAGUGUUCGAUUGUAACUUGAGAUUAUUGAAAAUGUUAAAAUUAAUUUUAGUAGUUAUGUAUUUUCUAAAUAUCUUAUAUGUUAUAAUGUUACUUUUUUCUAAUUAAAUGUAGAGUGAAAAAAGUAUGGUGUGUACGUUAAAAACAAUGAGAAAUGUGUCAAUAAUAUUGUUGGAGACGAUGAGGGAAGGGAAAAAUACCUUAUCAUUGAUUUAAUGUUUUUCAUGGUUUUACCCUUCCUAAGGAAAUUUUUUAUUGUACAGGUGACAUGUCUUUAUAUGCAUGUGUUUCCCACUGAAUACUUAUUUAUUCCAUGGCCAUGUGAAUAUGCCUUGUCAAUGAUUUUAAGUCUUGCAGAAAGACUGAAUGUUUAUCAUAAUUUCAGAAUCCCAUGUAAACAAUAUUCUAUAUAUUUAUCACAGUGUACUACCAUCAUUAUGUACUAGACUGUCCUUUGAAUCAUGCCUGGAGCUUUUCUGAUAGCAUUGCAUCGCAAAUACCACUUAACCAAUGCUACUGUAUUUUGAUAUCUUGAUAAGGUCACAUCAGUUGUCAGUUAUAUCUCCACGAAACUUCAGUAGGUCAUAUGCACUCCAGCUCAGCCAUUGCAUCAAUGACUGAAAUUUUUCGUAUCCAUUAUUUAUUGACAAUGCAGUGUGAAAUAUCACACCAAGAUCUUGGGUUGUCAUAUGUAAAUGAUGCAAAGUGCAUCUAAAAACAUCCAAAAACAAUGGAAAAAGUUCUUUGCUGUUAAUAUGAUAAACAGUUUGUAAUAAAAGAUGUUAAUGCAUAAUUAAAAUGAAUUUUCUUAAGAACAUCAGCUUGUGAUAAAUCUUCCUCAAACUUUCCCCAAUGUCCAUAUUGCCUCUAUCAGAAUUCCCUGUAAGGUAUUUCCCGACUGCACAACUCGUGGGAUACUUGCCUUACCAGUGGAUCUUGCCUCGUGUUUUAAUAUGUAGCUCUGUUAACUUUACAUUGUGUACUGUAAAUGAUAGUGUGUCAUGACCAGUAGUCUUCUGGUAAUGUUAAUAAUUAAUGUGAUAAACUGUAAUGAAGCUUUGCCUGAAUAUAAAUCAUAGUUCAUUCCUUUAUAAUCACCACUGAAUGUCACUGUUGGGAAAAUGAAGCCUCACUUAGAUCGAUAGUAGAGACAGUUAGUGAUUGGCUGUUAUGACCAACUAAUAGUAAUUAAUGUUUUCUGAGGACUUUUAAUUGCUCCUUAUUGGGGAAUUUAAAAUCCCUGAGCAAUCUAGCUAGAUGAUCAUAAUCAUAUGUCAACACCAGUAAAUAAGUCUUUUUUUUCUUUUCUUUUCUUUUUCAUUUAUCCACGAUGUCAAUUUUUAAAUACAGGAAUACAAUUACUUACACACACACUAAUUGGGACUGAAGGUAUAUCAGUAGUUUUUAUUCUUGUUAAAAUUAUUGAACUUCAUUGGGUUUUUAUAACAGAGGGCAACUACUUUACUUAAAAAAAAAUCAGUAUAUCCUACAUGGUAUUAUAUUUAGGAAUAAAUUUUUGUGAAGUAAAAAUAAAUUAUGCUUUGCUCAGGAAAUACCUUUUGCCCUCUUGCCUUGAAUUUGGGGAAUAGCACUUACAAUACAUAAAUGGCUCAGAAUAAUAAGUUCUUGAUAUAACUGGCAUUGUAAUUAGGGUUAGGUAUAACUGGCUAAGUGACUAAUUCUCAAUAUAACUUUAAAAAAUUACCAGGUCUUGGUAUAAUUGGCAAAGUGACAAACUCAAUGUAGCUUUGUCCAAGUCACUACUGUAGCUUUGUUAGUCGCAAGGAGUGGGUCACUUUGUUAACAUAGCUGUGGUUUAUUCACAAUGUUGAGUUACUAGUGUUUGGAAUACCAGUGACUUAUGUGACAGGCUUUUGUAAAAGUGAAAAUGUUUUGGUUAACUGAAAAAGUAAAUUUUAUGUUUACAGUUAAUUUGGACCAAUGAAGAAUUACUUCAGAUCCAGAUACUGUAUCAUGUAUAUGUUGUUUGUAAGUAUUUUCAUUCAGAAAUCCAGUGAAGCUAAUGUUCAAUCCCCUAAUAUUGGAGAAGAGCGUAAGGAUAAUAAACAGCUGAAGAAAUUGAA